Messenger RNA from Cottoperca gobio, 1795 nucleotides. It is a transcript of the gene tbx1, whose product is annotated as T-box transcription factor 1. Lineage: Eukaryota; Metazoa; Chordata; Actinopteri; Perciformes; Bovichtidae. The transcript has 8 exons. Gene Ontology annotation, molecular function: DNA-binding transcription factor activity, RNA polymerase II-specific; RNA polymerase II cis-regulatory region sequence-specific DNA binding. The record is from RefSeq and is a predicted model, not a curated record. Gene Ontology annotation, biological process: positive regulation of DNA-templated transcription; cell fate specification; regulation of transcription by RNA polymerase II. The coding region runs from base 1 to 1356 and encodes 451 amino acids. Gene Ontology annotation, cellular component: chromatin; nucleus.
AUGCACUACAGCACUGUCACCCGGGAAAUGGAAGCCUUCACGACGAGCAGCCUGAGCAGCCUCAACACGCCGGGGGGCUACCACCUCUCUCCGUCACCCGGGGACCCCUACAGUCAACAUGAGUCCCACUUCGAGCCCUGCCCGGCCGUCCAGCACAACUACAACUACCCGGGGUCCAACCCGGGCCAGGCCCCGCCGAGUGACGGCGGGACUCCCAACUGCUCCUCGUCGUCCGCCAACUCCACACCGAACGGCAAAACUAUAGUGAAGAAGAACCCCAAAGUGGCCAACAUUAACGUCCAGCUGGAGAUGAAAGCUUUAUGGGACGAAUUUAAUCAGCUGGGAACGGAGAUGAUCGUCACCAAGGCUGGCAGGAGAAUGUUUCCAACUUUCCAAGUGAAAAUAUUUGGGAUGGAUCCGAUGUCAGACUACAUGCUCCUGAUGGACUUCCUGCCCGUAGACGACAAACGUUACAGGUAUGCUUUCCACAGCUCGUCGUGGCUGGUCGCCGGUAAAGCUGACCCCGCCACACCGGGCAGGGUCCACUACCACCCGGACUCUCCGGCCAAAGGCGCGCAGUGGAUGAAACAGAUCGUCUCUUUUGAUAAACUCAAACUCACCAACAACCUGCUGGAUGACAACGGCCACAUCAUCCUGAACUCCAUGCACCGCUACCAGCCCAGGUUUCAUGUGGUGUAUGUGGACCCCCGCAAGGACAGCGAGAAAUAUGCCGAAGAGAAUUACAAAACCUUUGUUUUUGAGGAAACACGCUUCACAGCAGUCACAGCGUACCAGAACCAUCGGAUCACGCAGCUGAAGAUAGCCAGUAAUCCCUUUGCAAAGGGAUUCAGGGACUGUGACCCGGAGGACUGGCCCAGGAAUCACAGGCCAGGCUCUCUGCCAAUAAUGAGUGCCUUUGCCAGAACAAGAAACCCAAUGUCAUCUCCCCCUCAGCAGAACGGCACAGAGAAAGAAGACGGGAGGCGGGAGUACGAGCGAGACCCCAGCGGCACGCCCAUACAUGCCGACCCGGCUCACCAACUGAUGUCACGUGUCCUCAGCCCCGCCUUGCCCGGCCCAGGAGGCCUCCAUGGCGUCUCACUCACCAGUGGCCGACCCAGCCCUCCCCACGACCUUCGCUCAGACCCCCACGGUCUACCCCCGGACACCCUGCACCACCACCCUUACAAGUACCCCACCACCUAUGAACACUACCUGGGAGCCAAGACCAGGCCGUCGCCCUAUCCUUUACCCAGUAUCAGAGGACACACGUACCACCACCACAUGAACCCAGCCACAGCCAACAUGUACUCAGCCACCAGUGGCCCCUCUAACUAUGACUACGGGCCCAGAUAAUGGCUGCUGUCCACUGGGGGCUAACAGCGCUAAGCACUGUGGGAAUGGAAACAGGCAGGAAAGGCAACACAGUCCUGUCUAUUGAUGGCUUACGCUACCUGUGGGGUGCGUUCACGGGCUGAAACUCUGCUGGAUAAACCCUGCCGUAUUUAUUUAAAGGAAAAGCAUCUUUGCGUUAAGCACAGGCACCUGCUCCGAGUCCUCGAAGAGGUCUGCUUUGACCUUUGAACCCAAAUGGCAACAGCUCCACACCAGGGCACCUCUUACCCGAGCGGUGCAGACAUUGAGCCGGCAAACAGAGGAGACAGGAGGGACCUCUCCUUAACACGGACAAUACCUUUCAUCACAGACUGGAAUUGAAUUUUAUUUUUUUGUGUUGGAUGCACUUUUUGAUUUGCCUUGUUUUUAUCGCUUUAAAAAAAGCCAUACGUUAUAUAGU